Molecule: messenger RNA, 478 nt
Organism: Chionomys nivalis (European snow vole)
Lineage: Eukaryota; Metazoa; Chordata; Mammalia; Rodentia; Cricetidae
Product: golgin subfamily A member 2-like
Exons: 4
Coding region: 47-478 (143 amino acids)
Biological process (GO): spindle assembly; Golgi organization
Cellular component (GO): cis-Golgi network; Golgi cis cisterna; Golgi apparatus
Source: RefSeq, a predicted model, not a curated record
UAGCCAGUCUGAGGCCUCCGACAGUAACCAGCAGCUACAACACGCCAUGGAGGAGAGGGCUCAGCUGGAGACCCACGUAGGCCAGCUGCUGGAGUCGCUGAAACAGCUCCAGAUGGAGAGAGACCAGUAUGCAGAGACCCUGAAAGGAGAGAGUGCCAUGUGGCAGCAGAGGGUGCAGCAGAUGGCAGAGCAGGUGCACACACUGAAGGAAGAGAAGGAACACAGAGAAAGUCAGGUACAGGAGUUGGAGGCCAGCUUGGCGGAACUCAGGAGUCAGACGGAGGAGCCACCACCCCCACAGCCUCCAGCUGGGCCCUCCGAGGUGGAAGAGCGGCUGCAGGGAGAGGUUGAGCAGCUGCAGAAGGAACUGGAGAAGCUGACGGGCCCAGGUACAGGACAACGAGAGCCUGAGCCUCCUGAACCGGGAGCAGGAGGAGCGGCUGCUGGAGCUGGAGCGGGCCGCAGAGCGCUGGAGUGA